AUGAAUGAAAGCGAGGAGAUUAUACAGCUGAUAUUUAAACAGUAUAUUGAAUUAGUUCCUGAAAACAAUCGUACCUCGGAAGACUCGCCAUCAUGGAUUAAUUCGGUACCUGGUUUAGGCAGAAUAUUAAGUGGAGCAAAUGAAAACAGUUCCCAGUUUGAUAAGCUUUUAGAGGAGAGGAACCGUGCUACUUCAUUCAGCCAGUGGAGGGAUAUCUCCUUUAAAUUGGAUGAGCUAUCAGGCAAUAACGCUUGGAAGUCCGACCCAAAAUCUGACAUGUAUGACUAUGAAUUAAUUUUCAAUAACAUGAAUGAAAUGAAGAAUGCCAGGUUAUCACAUGACUACAAAUUACUAUUAUACCUUAUCCGUACCAAGUGGACGAGAAAUAUUGGUAAUAUGGGGAAUAGCCAUUUGUAUAGACAUUCUUACGUGGGUACCAAAACAUUGAUUGAAGAGUAUAUUAACGAGUGUAAAACUUGCUUGGAUUAUUUGCUUAACAGUAAAGAUGUUGAUUUAGAUGACAGAUAUUUAUUAGGGAUGUUGAUUCAAACUAGAAAGAACAUCGGAAGAACAGCGUUGGUUCUUUCUGGAGGAAGUACCUUUGGUGUGUUUCAUAUUGGUGUGUUGGCAACAUUGUUUGAAGCAAAUAUACUACCUAGAAUAAUAAGUGGGUCAUCAGCAGGUUCUAUUAUGGCUAGUAUUUUAUGUGCCCAUACCCAGGAAGAAACAAUAGAUUUAUUGAGUUCCAUCACUGACUAUGAAUUUAAUAUUUUUGAUAUUGCUGAUUCAGGAGAGAUUUCUGAUCUUCCUGUUUUGAAAAGGGUGCUACAUUAUUUAGGUCAUUUGAUUAAAUACGGGACCGUUUUUGAUAUUGAAGGUUUGAAACAAACCGUUAUUUCGUUCCUCGGUGAUUUAACGUUUAGAGAAGCAUAUAAUAGAACUGGUAAGAUUUUGAAUAUCACGGUAUCAGCAGCUUCAGUGCACGAGCAAACAAGAUUGCUCAACUACUUAACUGCUCCUAAUUGUUUAAUUUGGUCUGCUGUUUGUGCUAGUUGUUCCUUACCAGGGAUAUUUCCUUCCGUAAAUGUUUAUGAAAAGAAUACAAAGACCAAUGAAAUUCAAGAAUGGAAUUACGAUUCUUCAAUGAAGUAUUAUGAUGGGUCAGUUGAAAAUGAUUUGCCAAUUACAAGGCUUUCAGAAAUGUUCAAUGUUGAUCACAUCAUCGCAGUUCAAGUCAAUCCGCAUGUUGUUCCAGUUAUGAAGAGCUCACUAUGGGAAGUAGGUAGUGGUGUCCGUAAAGAAUUACAUCAGGCAAGAACAAAAUUCAAAAACAUCUUUAAUAGUAUUUGUGAAUUUGCUGGUUGUGAAAUUGUUCACUAUCUUCAAGUGUUGAGUGAAUUAGAUAUAUGCAAGGAUUUGUCGAACAAGAUUGUUUCUAUUCUUUCCCAAGACUACUCGGGGAAUAUUAAUAUUAUUCAUCACUAUAAGCCUGCUGAUCUCAUCAAAAUUUUAACUAAUCCCGAUGCCAAGUUUUUAUUAGAGUAUUUCUGUCGUGGAGCUAGAGCUACAUGGCCCAAAGUACCUAUUAUUAGUAACAAUUGUGGUGUUGAAUUUGCCUUGGAUAAGUCGAUCUCAAUGUUACGUGGUAGAUUAAUCACUUCCGCGAAUAAUAGAAUCACAUAUAAUAUCCCUAAUAAUGAGGUUAAAAAGAGUAGACUGUUUCAUAGAGGAUUACCCAAGGCAAAUGUUAUUUUACCUACUUCAGAUUCUGUUGAAAUUAAGAUAACACCAGAAAGACUGAAACAUGCAAACCGUCCUGCUGCUCUUCAUAGAUUUAGUUCAGCUUCAGGAAACUUGAAUGCUUCAAGGAAACUCACCAUGCGAACCAGACGUAAUAAUUCCAUUAGUGGAGGAAGUUCGAAUUCACCAACAACUCCAACGACACCUAAUACUCCCAAGAAAAAGAUUACUCGGGGUAUUUCAAGUUAUACAUUAUUACAAUUGACAUCAGAUUCCAGCAAUUUGCUUCUUGGCGAUUCUGAAACGGGAGAAGCUACUAUCAAUAUCCGGAGAAGUGGAAGCACGGGGAGUUUCAGGUUUCCAAUUGAUGCUGUUUCAGCUACUGUUCCUGGGAAUGAUAAAUCUCUCAAGUUUAAAUCAGCAAGAAUCCCGUUCUUAAAGAACAAUCCCUAUUUUGACUUUGGUGGAGGUGAUGAACUAUUGGGGCUUUCUGAAAAACGUGAAGAGCAAAAGGAGAAAAUCAACUUGCCUUCAGUUUCAAGAUCAAACUCCAAGCACAAUUCUUAUAUUGGGUUAAACAGACUCAAAGGCAAUGAUUUAUCUCGGUCUAGCGACCCUUCAAAUAAUACUUUGAACAGUGCUAGUAUUCAGGAUAUUGCCAAGUUAAUGGAGGGACCAAGAAGUGCUCUUAAAAAUUGCACCAAGAGUCAUUCCAGCUUGGAUCUGAUGGAUAGUACCGAUGAUGAAUUGUACAAGUUAGAAUCCACUCCCAGCAUUCGUGUUGUUGAUUGUAAGUUAGAUGAUGACAAUGAAACUACAUUGGCACACGAUGAAGAGGUGUACUUUGGAGAUGAAAAUGAGGAAACAGAAGGUGAAUCAAACUCUAUUAAGGAAUGCCAAGGGAAUGGUAAGAAUGAGGAGAGUAGAUACAAUACAGAGGAUGGGUGUCUUAUUAGUGAACCUGCAUUGAGAAAAAGUACUCUGUUCCAAGGCUAA
Molecule: messenger RNA, 2736 nt
Organism: Spathaspora passalidarum NRRL Y-27907
Lineage: Eukaryota; Fungi; Ascomycota; Pichiomycetes; Serinales; Debaryomycetaceae
Exons: 1
Coding region: 1-2736 (911 amino acids)
Biological process (GO): lipid metabolic process
Molecular function (GO): triacylglycerol lipase activity
Source: RefSeq, a predicted model, not a curated record